Molecule: messenger RNA, 620 nt
Organism: Dicrocoelium dendriticum
Lineage: Eukaryota; Metazoa; Platyhelminthes; Trematoda; Plagiorchiida; Dicrocoeliidae
Source: the annotation of a GenBank genome assembly
AUGGCUGGUUUCAUUAGUCGAACUUCCAAGCGCCGACGAAGUAGCUGGAGCUUCGGAAAAGACGACGUAAUUUUUCGCAUACCCGCAAGCAUGAAAUCGGCACUCAGCGCAUUGCAUCUUGACUGUCUUCAACCGGACCACAUACAGUCGAGGAAGAACACACAGUCCGUUUUGUCUACCUUGACCGCAGCAGCUCUGCCCUGCAUGGCACCACUACGUUCGCGUCUGCACUCUGACACAUGUUCCAUAAAGGUGGAUGGAGCAGACGAACGAGAGCAAACGAGCACUUUGCAAAGAUCCAGCACGUUUCUGGCGAAUCCAGCUCGUUCGCUAUCCGCACCAAGGGAUUUCGACUCCCAUCUGUUGGGAGUUCAUGGACCAAUACGUACAGUGCGGAGCAGUGCGAGCCUGUUCCCACUUGGGUAGUUCGCAAGGGCACCGGCGCUCUUCAAGAAUUCAACCAUUCCAAUGGAGAUUUGACUUUCAACUUCGUGUCUCUAGCACUCAACUAUUCAUGGUGGUGUAUAGUUUAAUGCAAAGCAUUUGUCAUCCUAUUUAGGAGUUAUUUUUGGUUCCCAGAAGUAUGUUAAAUGCCACAAUUACAACAAGAUGGCAGUGCU